Messenger RNA from Komagataella phaffii GS115, 1701 nucleotides. RefSeq names its product Transcriptional activator of genes regulated by nitrogen catabolite repression (NCR). Gene Ontology annotation, biological process: negative regulation of transcription by RNA polymerase II; positive regulation of transcription by RNA polymerase II. The transcript has a single exon. The record is from RefSeq and is a predicted model, not a curated record. The coding region runs from base 1 to 1701 and encodes 566 amino acids. Gene Ontology annotation, molecular function: zinc ion binding; RNA polymerase II cis-regulatory region sequence-specific DNA binding; DNA-binding transcription factor activity, RNA polymerase II-specific. NCBI's taxonomy places the organism in Eukaryota, Fungi, Ascomycota, Pichiomycetes, Pichiales, Pichiaceae.
AUGGAAGGAAACAGAAGAAAUAAUACAGGAUCUUUGAAGGAUCUUGAAGAUUCGCCGUCCAUAUGGGGGGUAUAUUCUUCGGCUAAAAAGCUACUAGAUUUAUACCCCCGAGUUGAAAACAGAACAUUAAGAAAUGAAUCCAAGAAAACCCAGAUGACAAAACAAGACAGCCUUUCUGGCAAACUACAUUUUUCCGAAUUGCAACUAGAUGACUCUGCUGAUUUGACGGAGAUUAUUUCAAGUGCUCCUGGCCUGUAUUAUUCUCCAGAUUCGUUGGAAAAUAAUUCUGGGGCUCCGUCUAGUUACUCAGAUUCCAAGGUUAAAUCCGAACUUCGAAAACCAAAACCUUCAAUGAUGGUUACGCCCUCAUCUAUGAAUGAUAGUCCCUUGCAUGACUCCAACAAUUUGGAUCUAAACUCGAUGUGGAAGUUCGAUAGCAAUGAUGAUGGUGAGGAAGAUGGUAUGGGAGGAGAUUUUAGUGAUAUUAUCCAAGACAAGUCUUUGCAAGAAUUCUUGAGUGACGGAGCUUCUCAUAAACUACAGUUAGCGAAACCUACUUCCGAGACUACUAGUAUCACAACAACAGUGACUGUUCAGAAAGAUAUGAGUGACUCAUCAUCCCCCAAAGCUGACAAUGACGAAAGUAUAACAAGAACUCAAUGCUCAAAUUGUAAGACUGAAAAGACUCCUCUUUGGAGAAGAGAUGGAAGUGGCAAUACGUUGUGCAAUGCUUGUGGUCUUUUCCAAAAACUUCAUGGUACUGUGAGGCCAUUGUCUUUGAAAACGGACGUCAUUAGGAAACGAAAUUCCAAGAGACAACAACAUCAAUCUUCUUUAACACACGGGCUCUGCAAGAUGCAACAGCAACAACAACAAGUUCAAUUCCAGCCACAACAACAUGAACAUAUUCAACCUUCUCAUAGCACUCAAACUCAAAAGCAAAUACAACAACAACAGCAACAGCCUUAUCCUUACCCCUAUAAUAAUUCUCUUCCAACAACAGCCGUAUCAUUUUCUCCCUACGGAGGUUCACAAGAUUCCUAUUAUCUAAUGAGAGGCAACAGUCUCAACAGCAACGCUCAAAAGCAUAAGAAUGUUCCCAUUUUGCCCAAGCCUUCCAGGGGUCCCAGCAAUAAAAACAUUCCCGUUCCCAUGAUGCCACAACAACAAGACUCUCCCUAUACUUCGUUCUCCCCGCAUUCAGCAGGAUUCAAGCGCAGAAAGUCACAAAUCAGUCUUUCAGGUAAUAAUCCUGGAGUAUCUAUACCGGCAUCACCUUCCUCUGUUUCCAGUUUUACUUCACAGCAACCAGUGGCUGUUGCUUCGUAUUUUACGAACGCUGCCUCGCCAAUUAACUCAGACCUAGGUAUUAUAUCUCCCAGCAACGACUAUGGGCAUGGGUUCUCCAACUCCAUCUCCAGCUCUUUGCACCAAGAAUUCCAAAUGAAGCGCGGUAUACCAUCUUCCCCUAUUCUGAAAAACUCGUUUCAGCAGAGAUUUCCAGAGACUGCCAGACGUCCUUCCAGUCUUAGUCUUCAAACUCAGCACGUUGUUACUGGUUUUGAUGUCAAACAGGAGGGCUUCCCAGAGGACAAAACAUGCGGUCCCAGACGAAAUUCCAAAGACCCUGGCACUGCAGGUCCAACCCCGAACAAUAGAAACAUUGCGGAAGAUCUAGACUGGCUUAAGUUUGGUAUAUAA